Heterocephalus glaber (naked mole-rat) is the source of this 1916-nucleotide messenger RNA. The record is from RefSeq and is a predicted model, not a curated record. NCBI's taxonomy places the organism in Eukaryota, Metazoa, Chordata, Mammalia, Rodentia, Bathyergidae.
CUCGCCACUGGCGCCCCUCUUGCUGCUUACGGCUCCCGGCAGCCUCAGCAGAGCGCUCGGCGGCUGCAGCUGGCUAGGAGGCUGGACUAAGUGCCCCGCAUGCAGCAGACCCUCUAGAGCCCGGGGCGCGCCUUCCUCGCAGCAACGCACAGGACCCCAAAGUGUCAGUGACUUUACUGGACUCUUUAAGAACUUGGUAAAGGAACAAAGAAAUAUUAGCAAGAUCAUGUCAAGGACGGUAACAGAGCCCAGAAGAAAGUGUUCUAGAAUCCAAAGGAAGAAUCAAGUGAGAGGCAUCUCCACGUGGGUCACCAGGGAGGAGUGAGAGUUUGGCAGAGAUUGCUCUUCGGGAUCAGUGAUCUCCAACUCUUCUGAAAGUGAAAUUCUAGGAGAUGGAUGAUGGUGUCUACUGUUUUAGUGUUGACUUCAUUUCCUGGUCCAGAAGACCAGAAAUCUGUGUGUUUAAGAGAACAGCACGAGAACCAUCUGUUCAGAGUUGAUUAUCUGAAGAAAUGGAUACUUCUCCGUCCAAAAAAUAUCCAGUUAAAAAACGAGUGAAAAUACAUCCCAACACAGUGAUGGUAAAAUAUACUUCUCAUUACCCCCAACCUGGGGAUGAUGAAUAUGAAGAAAUUAAUGAAGACUAUGGGAAUUUUAUGGAAGAAAAUCCAAAGAAAGGUCUGCUGAGUGAAAUGAAAAGAAAAGGAAGAACUUUCUUUGGAACUGUGGAUACUCAUCCUCCACCAGCAGAAGACCCAAUGACCAGUGAGAUCGGACAAUUCCAGAGCUUUGCAGAAAAAAAUAUUUUUCAGUCCCGAAAAAUGUGGAUAGUGCUGUUUGGAUCAGCUUUGGCUCAUGGAUGUGUAGCCCUUAUCACUAGGCUUGUUUCUGAUCGUUCUAAAGUUCCAUCUUUAGAACUGAUUUUUAUCCGUUCUGUCUUGCAGGUCUUAUCUGUGUUAGUUGUGUGUUACUAUCAGGAGGCUCCCUUUGGACCCCGUGGAUACAGAUUACGACUCUUCUUUUAUGGUGUAUGCAAUGUCAUUUCUAUCACUUGUGCUUAUACAUCAUUUUCAAUAGUUCCUCCUAGCAAUGGGACCACUAUGUGGAGAGCCACAACCACAGUUUUUAGUGCCAUUUUGGCAUUUUUACUUGUAGAUGAAAAAAUGGCUUAUGUUGACAUGGUCACAGUUGUUUGUAGCGUCUUGGGUGUUUGUCUUGUCAUGAUCCCCAACAUUGUUGAUGAAGACAAUUCUUUGUUAAAUGCCUGGAAAGAAGCUUUUGGGUAUUCAAUGACUGUGAUGGCAGGACUGACUACUGCUCUUUCUAUGAUAGUGUACAGAUCCAUCAGGGAGAGGAUUAGCAUGUGGACUGCUCUGUUUACCUUUGGUUGGACUGGGACAAUCUGGGGAAUAUCUACUAUGUUUGUUCUUCAAGAACCCAUCAUCCCAUUAGAUGGAGAAACAUGGAGUUAUCUCAUUGCUAUAUGCAUUUGUUCUACUGCAGCAUUCUUAGGAGUUUAUUAUGCCUUGGACAAAUUCCAUCCAGCUUUGGUCAGCACAGUACAACAUCUAGAGAUUGUGGUAGCUAUGGUCUUGCAGCUUCUAGUAUUACACAUAUUUCCUAGUGUCUAUGAUGUCUUUGGAGGGGUAAUCAUUAUGAUUAGUGUAUUUGUCCUUGCUGGCUAUAAACUUUACUACAGAAAUUUAAGAAGGCAAGAUUACCAGGAAAUACUAGACUCUCCCAUUAAAUGAAUACCUGGUAAUUAUUGUCUUGUAAAUGUUCAGUUAUUGAAUACGUACACUGCCAUUUUAAUAUUUACCCAUAAAUGUCUUUGUGUUAUAUAAUUGACAGAGUGCUAUAUAAUAUAUAAUUAAUUUAUGCAGAUGCAGAAAAUUUAUUCUUGUAUAAUAUAUUCA